Molecule: messenger RNA, 1058 nt
Organism: Caenorhabditis elegans
Lineage: Eukaryota; Metazoa; Nematoda; Chromadorea; Rhabditida; Rhabditidae
Gene: pugs-2
Product: ShKT domain-containing protein
Exons: 5
Coding region: 80-991 (303 amino acids)
Source: RefSeq, marked reviewed
GAAUUUGAAAUUUUAUUUUUCAAGGACAGGUGCGGAGACACAAUAUAUCGCUAUCUCUAUUUUCAACUUUUUUGACAAGAUGGUAUCACGGUUGGUGGUUUUGUUUAUUUCGCUGACUUUUGUUGGAGUUUUGGAGACGGCGGAUAUUUGCGACAUUCUCGAUGCCAACUAUUGCUUCUACUUCUCUGACUCGGCCUGCUAUAUUAACCUAUGUCAAUGUGAGGCUUGUUCCCAACCAGACAAAGUUCAAGCUUUGCUCCUUGACGAUUCUUCAAAUUCCACCCACGAAUCUCAAGGAAGACUCUGCCCAUCUUGGUGUGGACACUUAAAAUCAAACGAGACCAUUGUGAACAUUUUGGGCGCUGUGGGAAACUCUACAACCGAUCUGCAAGAUGUUUCAUUUGAAUGUGACGAUUUGAAGAAAAACUGCCUUGCCGUAAAGAAGUACAACGGUCAUUGCUACUUUUUCGAGAAAAAUUGUGAAUAUGAUGCGGCUAUUUCGAAAAGGGGAAAAUCAAAGACCUCACGAAACCCAAAAACCGCUGGCGAAUGCUUGAAACUGCAGAAAAAAUGUAGUCAAAAGUACAAGAAACAUUAUGCUUGCAAGACUUUCAGAAGACACUGUAGAAAAUAUAACUUGCCAGAAAUUGAAGUCAAUAAUUCAACAUUGACGAGUAAUUCAACCCAUGUUCAAGUGAGCCCAUUGGAGCAGUGUCUAAACUUCCAAAAAAUCUGCGCCGCCAAGUACAAAAAGCACUUUGCGUGUCGUCAAUACCGCAAGAAAUGCCUGUCCUACAACCUUCCCGAAAUUCAUAUGGAAAAGUCAGAAGUCACACAAAAGCCACCAAACCAACACAAGAAGCACAUGAAGAAGGGACAUGGAAUGAGAAAAGAGCACAAUCACAAUGUGAAUGAGACUGUGGUGCUGUCAACAGACGAGAUACAAAUUGGAAAUGAGACACUGGUGGAGACACUUUUAAAAGAUAAUUAAUUGUUUUACACGCUUUAAAAUUUGAAGAGGAGCACAAAAUGAAUAAAUUAAUAAACGAAAUAAGUAU